This is a messenger RNA of Amphimedon queenslandica, 989 nucleotides long. RefSeq names its product 50S ribosomal protein L1-like. The transcript has 6 exons. The coding region runs from base 54 to 869 and encodes 271 amino acids. The record is from RefSeq and is a predicted model, not a curated record. NCBI's taxonomy places the organism in Eukaryota, Metazoa, Porifera, Demospongiae, Haplosclerida, Niphatidae.
AUUUUUGCGCAUUCCAUUAUCCCACUGAGUAACUAUAAACUAUACCCACGUGAAUGGUAAUGCUGCUUCUUCGGACAAGAGGAAGGACACGAGGCACAUGGCUGUCCUCCUAUAUUAUUAAUUCUUGCUCUUUCUUAAAAUUUGCAUCUACAGUAAAGGUUACCCAGAGAGACCCAAACCCGUCUCCUUCCCACAGACGCCAGCCGCGAGUUUACUUACUUAAUCACUACAAGGAGCCCUUCGUGUCUUUGGAGGAAGGACUCAGAGCUCUCAGAGCUUAUUCUUUAUUUAGACCAGAGACGGUGGAGAUCAGUCUUAAAUUCAACUUGAAAGGUCAAAAUCAGAUCAGAGGCACUAUAGUAUUCCCACACUACUUUGGCGGAAAAUCAAAAAUUUUAGUUUUUGCUGAGGAUUCUGCAGCAACUUCAGCUAAAGAAGCUGGCGCCAGUGUAAUUGGUGGACUCGAAUUAAUAAAGGAAAUAGAAACAACAGAUGUCGUCCCUGAUUGCCAUGUUAUCCUCUCGACUCCUUCUAUGCUGGAAGAAGUAAAGAAGAUAGCGAGAAUACUCAAAACAAAGAUGCCCUCUGAGAGAAGAGGGACUGUAGUUGAAGAUAUACCUAAAGCCAUGGAACAAUUUGCACACACUAAAGCAUAUCGGAGCAUUGAUGGCAUACUCAACAUAGGUAUUGGUGAGAUAAAUUUUCCCAAUGUUAAAAUUAGAGAAAAUCUUGAUGCGUUGAUGAAUUUGGUUCUAAGUCAGAGAGAAAAAGUUAAAAAAAAGGAUUUCAUUAAAAAGAUAACUUUAAGUACAACAUAUGGACCAGGAUUUGAUCUACUCAUUGACAAUAUAAUCAAUAUUAAAGACUAGAUUAGUUAUUCAUAAUACUUAUAAUGAUUAAUGUCUUGAAUAAACUGGUUUACACACAUACUCAAGCAAAUUACUACGGAAUUCUAAUUCCCGUCUUUGUAUGUACAAAUGACAACUUAA